Molecule: messenger RNA, 342 nt
Organism: Helianthus annuus (common sunflower)
Lineage: Eukaryota; Viridiplantae; Streptophyta; Magnoliopsida; Asterales; Asteraceae
Exons: 1
Coding region: 1-342 (113 amino acids)
Source: RefSeq, a predicted model, not a curated record
AUGAAGUGGGUUUCCCCAAAAACUCCAACUGAAGUAAGGAGCUUUCUAGGCCUUGCUGGCUAUUAUAGAAGGUUUAUACAAGACUUUUCAAGAAUAGUGUUACCCUUAACAAAGUUGACGAGGAAGAAAGAGAAGUUUGUGUGGGGAAAAGAUCAAGAAGAAGCCGUUCGAGUGUUAAAAGAAAAGUUGUCUAGUUCUCCGGUUUUGACACUCCCAGAUGGAACGGAAGAUUUGGUUAUCUAUUCGGAUGCUUCACAUCAAGGUUUAGGAUGUGUUUUAAUGCAAAAAGGAAAGGUUAUCGCGUAUGCAUCGAGACAACUUAAACUGCAUGAAGGAAACUAG